This is a messenger RNA of Penicillium chermesinum, 450 nucleotides long. RefSeq lists its product as uncharacterized. The record is from RefSeq and is a predicted model, not a curated record. The coding region runs from base 1 to 450 and encodes 149 amino acids. The transcript has 2 exons. Lineage: Eukaryota; Fungi; Ascomycota; Eurotiomycetes; Eurotiales; Aspergillaceae.
AUGAACCUUCAAGAAUUACCUUCUGCUGCGAAGGAUAUUCGCAAUGAGAUCAAGGCAAUGAUCCCGGAGUCUUCGUCCAGCAAAUCCUCUAAUUUUCAAGAAGAAGUCACCCAGGAUGAGGCAGGGAAUAAAACAUACAAAGGGGUUGUCUUUGAUGAGAAGAUGGCUCGACUACAAGAACAAAUGGGGAUUAACAAGAAAUGUGAAAGACACCUGGUCUACUUUUCGAAAGCAACCAGGCUGGACACGAGCGAGACAGAGGGAUAUCUUAUACCCUUGUCUGACAAUGUCAAGAUAGCACCCUUGUCUGACAAUGCCAAGACAGGACCCGGCGGGGAGUUGCAGGGAGGUCCUUAUAUUAAUGUGAGGGGAGGCUAUUAUAUCCAUGUCUCUAAUAAGGCGAUUUUAAGCUCAGGGGCAGCGAUACUUCUUGUAGUCUCAGAAGGCUAG